This is a messenger RNA of Cladocopium goreaui, 408 nucleotides long. NCBI's taxonomy places the organism in Eukaryota, Dinophyceae, Suessiales, Symbiodiniaceae. The record is from the annotation of a GenBank genome assembly.
GUGCAGCUUACCACUGGCCUCUGGCGCGCGAUCUCUGAGCGCUUUCCUGGCGGCUGGAGGCCUCUUCGUGCUGCUGAGCAUGUUGUCGCCCUCCACCAAGCAGGGCAGCGAAGCGGAGGUGGAACGGGCCGCUGAGCUGUUCGAAGAUUUGCUGGCACAGCAUGGUGAUGUCUUGGGUCCCUUGUUGGAGGAGUGUGAGCCUUCAAGCCUCUUACAAAAGCUGGCGCGGGAUUCCAGGUCCUCCACCAAGACGAAGCAACACGCUUUGGCUGGUCGAAGGGCGUUGGAGCGUCCGGCCGAGCCCAUGACUGGGCUACCUGGACCCCGUCCUCCCAAAGCACCUGGGAUGGACACGCGCAGGCUGCAAUCUGCUGGAGCGCAAGCAGUGGGAGGAUACUCUCCGUCAGG